AUUAUCAAUAUAGAAUCAAAAUAUUUUUAUUAGAAUAUAAAACAAAAAAAAUAUAUAUUUUGUCUACCUGUGUGAUCUAAAUGUGGUAGAAUUAUUUUCAUCUAUAUACAUGAAACAAUGAAUGAGUGCGUGUGUUUAAAUAUAUUCUUUGUAAUGAGGACUUGGAAGUUGCCUUAAUUUCUCUACGAGAUGCCAAUAUUUAUUUUGACAUUGAAUUUAUAUCAAUCAUUGUCCAAAGAUCUCGUGGAAAACUACGGAUAUGUGUGUACAGCCAACUCAAUCGUUCUGCAAGCUUUGCCAUGGCUUCAAAAGUGAUUAAUAGAAGAACUGAGAGAGGGCUAUUCUUGUCGACUCGCCUGCUGGCCGCGGUCCAAACUGGACCAGUAGUCUGUCCUGGGGACCCUAUGGGGUCCGGAGGUAGUAAGCACAAGCAGUCUCGCAAUUUCCAGGCAUCAGAAAGACCUUCACCUCCAGGGAAACCUUAUUUAGUUCCUGGGUCACCGAGAUCAGAUCCUGAUGUGAUAACCAUAAAAUGGGACCCUCCAAUCUAUGGAGGAGGGUCCAAAAUUAUUGGUUAUGUGGUGGAGCACAAAAGGACCGCUUCACCGCAUUGGGUGAAGGCAACACCAGUUCUUGUGAAACACCACCAGCUUUCCUUAAGUGGGCUCGAACCUGGUAUGAGAUAUCAAUUUAGAGUUUCUGCAGAGAAUUCUGGAGGCAGAUCUGAUCCCAGCCUGCUCUCAGAGCCCAUAGCUAUAUCACACCAAAGAGGAGUUGCCAUUGCCCCCUUUUUCAUAAAAAAUAUUAACGAUACGACCGCCCUCGAAAAUGAAAAGGUAGAGUUUACGGUAAGGGUAGAAGGCACACCAUUUCCUAAAAUUUCUUGGUACAAAGAUGGAUUUGAGGUUUUUAGCAAUAGAAGGCAAAGAGUUUCAACUGAUGGAAAUGUUAGUACAUUUGUUAUACAUCAAGCAGCAUUAACUGAUGAAGGAGAAAUAAAAUGUUGUGCUACUAACAAAGCAGGACAUGCAGUUUCUAAGGCAUCUCUUACACUCCAAGCAUUGCCUGCUAUACGACUUCCUCGUCAGUAUGAAGAUGGAAUAUUGUUUGAACUUGGAGAAGCAGUCAAACUUAAAGUUUCUAUAAAUGGAAGGCCACCUCCUGAAGUUACAUGGUAUCAUAAUGGCCAAGUUCUGGUUGCUGGUCCUCGAGUAGAAUGUGCUACAACAGACAGAUAUGCUAUGUUGAGGAUUUCCAAUGCUACACGAGAAGAUAGAGGAGAAUACCAAGUAAGAGCUAUCAAUUGCCUUGGGGAGGAUACAGCUUCUUUGUUAGUGACUAUAACAGAUCGACCUUUACCACCUGGUAAAGUAAAUGUUGUUAUGACUCUUGGAAGAUGUGUUACACUUGCCUGGACUAUACCAUAUGAUGAUGGUGGCUGCAAAAUCGGAAACUAUAUUGUUGAAUAUUUCAGGAUUGGUUGGAAUAUGUGGCUAAAAGCAGCUACAUGCAGGCAAUUAACAACAACUAUAGGAGACCUCAUUGAAGGUUCUGAAUACAAAUUCAGGGUAAAGGCUGAAAACCCAUAUGGAAUCAGUGAUCCAAGUGAAGAAUCAGAUACAAUUUUUAUUCCUGACCCCAAAAGGGGGUUAUUGGAACCACCACCUCAGGGAGCAGAGAUGACUCUGGAUGAUGUUCCUGACCAAUGGUUAGAAUCAAGAGCAGAUCGAAUUUCAUCCAAAAACUCUCCGAAACAUAAUGUUAUGGGGGACUGGAAUGAAGAUAGUCCAAUACCAUCUCCAGUUCUCUUAGCAAAUCAAGUUCUUCGUAAAGUUAAGAUGGCUCCCAAAAGAGGUUGGAGCGAAGAUAGCCAAGGCUCACCUCCAAGGGAGUCACCACCUCCUCUUCCACCAGUUCCACCCAAGAGGAAGCACCGAGCUUCACCAUCAUCUGAUAAGGCUGCUUCUCCUGUUGAAGAAAAAAUUAAACCAGGUUCUGCAUGGAGGUGGGAAAAAGAACUUAGCCCCCGGUCAAAUGAUGAUGAAAUGCAUAGCAGUUCAGAAAUGAUGCUUGUUUUACUACCGAAUAAAAGAAAGCAGUCAAAUGGUGAUCAAGGAGAAGAUAAAAAUUUACUCUCUCCUGAUGACUUUGAAUCUGAAGCUGGUGUAGCACCACCACUUUCUCUUUCUGCUCCUGAACUAAGCAGUUGUGAACCUUUUGAUUUUCAAGAAUUAAGAUUGUCUGCGAGCUCUUCUGAAAUAAUGCAUGAAUUGGCUCUCAUAAGGUUCAACAAAGAAGCAAACGAAGAAGAAGCUGAAACACACCUGAAACAACGAUAUGGCAUCGAGCGAAAAAGAAGUUUUGAAAGGAGAUCUUCUAAAACUAAGGAAAAUUUUAUUUCCAGCAAAGAUAACCUGCAAUCUAUAGAUAAUAUCUUAACAAAGACUAAAGAACUUAAAAUGGAGCUAAAUUCCUCAAGGGCUAAACGCCUAUCUGACUCAAGUGAUGAAUUAGAUGAACGUGAAAAUAGAGCUGAUCAAUUCUCUGAGCGAUUUCAAAAUUUAGAAAAAUGUUUUAAAGAGUACACUGCUUUAACCAACAUGAAAGUACAUUCAGAUGAUGAAAGUGACAGAAUAUCAUCCAAUUAUUCAGAAGAUGAAAUUGAUGAAGAUACUUACCAUCCUAGAAGUAUGAUUCCCAGUAAUACAAAAAUGAGUCAAGAAAGUGUAACACAUUCAAUAGCUGUCCCAUAUAAACCUCCAAUGAUAACUAUUAAUGAAGAACCAGAGCCAUUAAAAUUUGACUCACCUGAAUCACAAAGAAAAAGCCUUAGAAAUGGAAGAGAUUCUCCUGAUUUUUCCUCUUCUUUCAGAAGAUCUCUUACUCCUGAACGUUCAAUGGAUCGCUCUCGCUCUCCAUCUCCAAAUAUAGUAGUUGUUGCUUCUCCAGAAGUGUAUGAGAGACAUGAACCUCCUGUUUUGCCUGUGAUUCCCAAACCUAUUCUUAAAACCAGAGAAAAGUCAGUGGAAAGGUCUGAUCGAUCUGAUGCAUCUGUUUACAGUCUUAAGAAAGUUAGAAUUGAAGAACCUGAAGAAAAAGAGGAAGGGAUAUUUUUACAGCAUGAGAAUGAUAUUGGUCUUGAAGCUGGAGAAGUUGCCAGAAAUAGAAGAAAGAAAGCCCAGUCCAUGGAGGAAUCAGAAGGAACUAAAGUUAUAGUUAACUUAUACAGUGACAUUGUUAGGGAAUUUGGACAUAGUAAAAAACCAACUUCUAAAUUGUAUCUAAGUUAUGAUGAACUGAAAGCAGCUGCUGAGAAAAAUGAAGAAAACAAGUUUCAACCUACAGAAGAUAAUUUUAAAGCAUUGAACCAGACUCAACAAAAAACAGAGUCAAAGGAAACAGUAGAAGUUCAAGAUCAAGAUAUGGCAAUUCAAGACAGUUUAAAAGUUUCUAAAAAGCCACUUGAAGUCAAAUCAAAACAAUACAUGGAAUAUCUUUUAGACUUCUUUCUAUUUCUCGUCGCAUGUUGGCUUUAUUUCUUUAAAGAUGCUCGGCUCACUAUUCCUAUAUUAAUUUUAAUGAUUUACCGUCAGGUAAAUGAAACAUUAAAAAACGUUAAACUUCCUUGGCAGAAGAAAAAAAAAUUAUAAACCAUCAUUUAAUUUGUAUUAUUUAUGUAUUUAAAUCCUGUUUAUGCAUAUAAAAUUGCCAACUAACUUGAUUCAAAUCAUUGCAGUCAAUUAUGUCUGUGAUAGGUUAAAUAUUUUUUAUCAUGUUAUUUUUUAAAUUAAAUAAUUACCAAGUUUUUAUAUU
This is a messenger RNA of Nezara viridula (southern green stink bug), 3813 nucleotides long. The record is from the annotation of a GenBank genome assembly. NCBI's taxonomy places the organism in Eukaryota, Metazoa, Arthropoda, Insecta, Hemiptera, Pentatomidae.